This is a messenger RNA of Peromyscus leucopus (white-footed mouse), 2085 nucleotides long. RefSeq names its product coiled-coil domain containing 183 (gene Ccdc183). The record is from RefSeq and is a predicted model, not a curated record. Lineage: Eukaryota; Metazoa; Chordata; Mammalia; Rodentia; Cricetidae. The transcript is spliced from 15 exons. The coding region runs from base 203 to 2038 and encodes 611 amino acids.
AAAUCUCCCAGGUCAUCACAUGACCAGAACCAGCACACACAUGUCGCUUCCUCUUCCUAUAAAGCCAUCAAGGUUUGACCAUGGUGGCUAUGCCCUGGUAACUUAAAUUCUCAUCACCUCUCAAAAGCCCUACCUUGAAGGACACAGUCCUGUUUUCUACCCUCUUAAACCUCACAAUGGGGUGGGGGUUUAAGACCCCAGCAUGAGCUUGGGAGGACAAGCCAUCUUCAAAUUCCAGCCAUGUUUUAAGAGCUGUGCUGAGGUCAGGGAGCCCGGCUUCCUCCAAUCUCUUCCCUGUUGUAAUGGCGCCCACUUCUCGAUCCAGCUCAUCAUGCCAGAGGAGAUCAGGACACAGAUGGGCACAGAGGGCCACCCACAUGGGAUCACAGGAGCAGAAAGCAUCUACAGCCAAGGGGAGACACAGCAGAAGAACCAGCCAUGUAACACCCCGAUCCAGCCUUCUAGUCCCAGACCGAAGACUAAAUGCACUAAAUGUCUGAAAAAACAAUGCCGGGCGCUCCAGAUGCAGGGCGUGAAGGAGAAAACAGCACAGAACAAGGCCACAAUGAGCCUUCUGCGCAGCAACCUCCGUCGAGGGGCCCACGAGUGGGCUUUGGCAAAGAAGUAUGACCAGUGGACCAUCUCCAAGGCCUGCGCGAAGGAUGCGUCCAUGAGGCUGGCACACUGCCGCAGUUCUAUGGAGGUGGCUCGGGAGAAGCUGCGCAAGUACGUCUUCGACCGUGUGAAUGCACACAACGUGCUGAUUUAUCUGGCUCGUCGACGGGGACAGAAGCUAGAGAGCUUGCAAGGGGAGCUGGCCAGCCUGCGGAACCAGCCAGAUGCCACUAAAGAGGAGCUAAAGCUGCUGCAGGUUAUCCGCCAGCUGGAGAACAACAUUGAAAAGACCACGAUCAAGAUCACCACCAGCCAGAACAUCCACAUGCUGUACACAGACCUGCUGGAUUACCUGAAGAAGGUGCUGGCAGGCUACCCCACAGAGCUAGACAAACUUCAGAACCUGGUGACCAACUACUGCUCGGAGCUGUCAGAUAUGACAGUCAUGUCCCAAGAUGCCAUGAUGAUUACUGAUGAGGUCAAGAGGAACAUGAGGCAAGGGGAGGCGUCCUUCAUCGAGGAGCGAAGGGCACGAGAGAACCGGCUGAAUCAGCAAAAGAAGCUUAUUGACAAGAUCCACACCAAGGAGACCAGCGAGAAGUACCGCCGUGGCCGGAGGGACUUGGAUUUCCCCUCCAAUCUGAUGAGUAUGGACACCACGAAGGUGAGGAAAAGAGAAACUUCCAUAGCAGAUAUGGAAUACCAGACAGAAGUGACGGCUUUGGUGGAGAGGGUCAAAUCUGCUGUACAGUGCUCCCACCUCUGGGACAUAGCUGGCCGCUUCCUGGCUCAGAAGAAUACAGAGGAGAACCUGGAGCUGCAGAUGGAGGAUUGUGAGGAGCGGCGGACCCAGCUGGAGGCCCUGAUGAAGAAGCUGGAACUGGAAGAGGCACUGCUCAAAUUCCACCAGAUACCCAGCUCUGCUGGCUUUAGUUCUAUUGAGAAAAAGAUGAAGAGCAUGCUAGAAGAGGAAGAAGCAAGGCUCCAGCUGGCCCACAACAACAUGACCAAGAGCCAGCAGCUGCUACUGGCCAUUCAGACGGGCAUUGACAACCUCUACAUCCGGCUCAUCGGCAUCACCUUGCCAACUACCCAGAAACAAUUAUCAAUAUCUGACACCCUUGAUGUGUAUAGCAAGCUGGACUAUUGCGAGGGGAAGCUCACAUAUCUGGCUGACCGCAUGCAAACGCAGUCCAGAAAUGAGGAGGUCGACGCAAAGGUGAAGGACGCCCUGGAAUCAUCAACUCUAAAGGAGAAACAUAAUACCAGAAUUACCUUUGAGGACCAAGAGGAGGACAUGAUAGAAACCUUCCAGUUUGCGGACGUGGACCAUAGCUACGUCCCUUCGCGGGCCGAGAUAAAGAAACAGGGCCAACGGCUGAUCGAGGGGAAGCUCAAGGUGUCCAAAAAGAAGAAGAAGUAGCCCGGGCCGGGCUUUAAAACACAAAUAAACAUUUUUCCAGAACUACU